UUUUCUCCCUGUCAUGAACAAAAUAGUUUAAUUUAGCCCGCUUACGUCACAGAACCUUCAAGCCUGCGCGCAGGUUGAAGAGAAUCCACAGGCACGAGGAGACCAACCUCACCCUCACGACUUGUUUAACGACACAAGACUCGUUACUUUAACACUCUUUGUUAUCUUUUCAUGCCCAAAGUCUUUUCUAUGGACGACGAAGAAGUUGCGAUGAAGGCUGCAGAAAGACGAGAACGCCAAUCAAGUAACAAAGGUCCGAGCAGCACUUUACAUGAUGCGGAAGCCUUGGACGAUGGAGACUCUGAUAUUGGCUUCUGUGGCUGGCUGCUGGUGGGAUUGUCUCUUCUCCUCAUGGUGGUCACACUGCCAAUCUCCAUUUGGAUGUGCAUUAAGAUCGUGAAGGAGUAUGAGCGAGCCAUUAUUUUCCGUCUGGGACGCCUUUUGCGAGGAGGAGCCAAAGGACCAGGUUUGUUCUUCAUCUUGCCGUGCACUGACAGCUUCAUUAACGUGGACAUGCGCACCAUCACCUUCGACAUCCCACCGCAAGAGGUUUUGACCAAGGACUCGGUGACCGUGAGCGUGGAUGGCGUGGUGUAUUACCGGGUCCAGAACGCCACUCUGGCCGUGGCCAACAUCACUAACGCAGAUGCUGCCACUCGCCUGUUGGCCCAGACCACGCUGAGGAAUGUCCUCGGCACCAAGAACCUGGCGGAGAUCCUGUCUGACCGUGAAGAAAUUGCACACAGCAUGCAGUCCACUCUCGACGACGCCACUGACGACUGGGGCAUCAAGGUGGAGCGGGUGGAGAUCAAGGACGUCAAACUGCCCCUGCAGCUCCAGAGGGCCAUGGCGGCCGAGGCUGAGGCCACACGGGAGGCCCGGGCCAAGGUCAUCGCCGCGGAGGGCGAGAUGAACGCCUCCAGGGCGCUCAAGGAGGCGUCGCUGGUGAUCGCCGAGUCUCCGUCCGCCUUGCAGCUGCGCUACCUGCAGACCCUCAACACCAUCGCGGCCGAGAAGAACUCCACCAUCAUCUUCCCGUUGCCCCUGGAGAUGAUGCAGGCUUUCAUGAAACGCUGAGCAUCACAAGUAAAACACACACUGCUCCUUCUUCUUCUUCUUCUUCUGUUUCCACACAUGAAAGUGCCUCAUAGUUCCGUUAUUUCCUGCCGACAUCAGCUUGAUUAUGGGCCUGCUGCAGCCUGAUUAUGGGCCUGCUGCCAUGCCAGGAGCAGCCCAUAUUAUUAUUAUUAUUAUUGCUCAUACUUCAACUUUUAUUGUGUUUAAUGAUUAUUAUUGUUCCGCACGCUUCUCUUACCGCCACUGCGAGACCAACAAAACCCCCCACAUAUGUUAUACCCUCUGAAACCAUGGCAACGCUUUAGCUGGCUAGCAUGCUAACAUCACAGUGCUAGCUUUUUGAGCUAGCUUUGCUACCCUUUACCCUACAGUCACUUAACCUGGUAUGUGACUCUUCCUAACGGUUUGCAUGCUAACGUUAGCAUGCUAAAAUUCUCGUGCUAACUUUUUAAACAAUGUAUCCACUUUUUGCUCUAAUUUCCCAGCCAUACACCUUACAGUCGUAUAACUUGGUAUGUGACACAAGCUAACUAUUAUCAUGCUCACGUUAGCUUGCCAGUAUUAUAAACUUUAAAGUUAACAUGCUAAAAUUCAACAUGCUAACUUUUUAAACAAUUUAUCCACUUUUUGCUCUAAUUUCCCAGCCAUACACCUUACAGUCGUAUAACUUGGUAUGUGACACAAGCUAACUAUUAUCAUGCUCACAUUAGCUUGCCAGUAUUAUAAACUUUAAAGUUAACAUGUUAAAAUUCAACAUGCUAACUUUUUAAACAAUUUAUCCACUUUUUGCUCUAAUUUCCCAACCAUACACCUUACAGUCGUAUGACUUGGUAUGUGACACAAGCUAACUAUUAUCAUGUUCACGUUAGCUUGCUAGCAUGCUAAACAUUAAAGUUAGCAUGCUAACUUGUUUUUGCUACUUUUGCUACCGUUUGGCCCAGAGUUAUAUAACUUGGUAUGUGACUCUUCAUAAGUGUUUGCAUGCUAAUGUUAGCAUGCUCAAAUUCACGUGCUAACUUUUUAAAUGAUUUUUCCACUUUUUGCUCUAAUUUUUCUCAGCCAUACACCUUACAGUCAUAUGACUUGGCAUGUGACACAAGCUAACUAUUAUCAUGCUCGCGUUAGCUUGCUAGCAUGCUAAACAUUAAAUUUAGCAUGCUAACAUUAGCACGCUAACUUUUUUCUGUUACUUUUGCUACCGUUAACCCUACAGUCACUUAACCUGGUAUGUGACUCUUCUUAACGGUUUGCAUGCUAAUGUUAGCAUGCUCAAAUUCACGUGCUAACUUUUUAAACAAUUUUUCCAUUUUUUGCUCUAAUUUCCCAGCCAUACACCUUACAGUCGUAUGACUUGGUAUGUGACACAAGCUAACUAUUAUCAUGCUCGCGUUAGCUUGCUAGCAUUCUAAACAUUAAAUUUAGCAUGCUAACUUUUUUUGCUACCGUUUGGCCCAGAGUUAUAUAACUUGGCAUGUGACACUUCUUAACUGCUUGCAUGCUAACGUUAGCAUGCUAAAAUUCACGUGCUAACUUUUUAAACUAUUUUUCCACUUUUUGCUGUAAUUUCCCAGCCAUACACCUUACAGUCAUAUGACUUGGUAUGUGGCACAUGCUAACUAUUAUCAUGCUCACGUUAGCUUGCUAGCUUGCUAAACAUUAAUGUUAGCAUGCUAACUUUUUUAAAAAAUUUCACACUUUUUGCUCUAAUUUCCCAGCCAUACACCUUACAGUCAUAUGACUUGGUGUGUGACACAAGCUGACUAUUAUCAUGCUCACGUUAGCAUGCUAACAUUAGCAUGCUAACUUUUUUAAUUAUUUUUACACUUUUUGCUCUAAUUUCCCAGCCAUACACCUUACAGUCAUAUGACUUGGUGUGUGACACAAGCUGACUAUUACCAUGCUCACGUUAGCAUGCUAACAUUAGCAUGCUAACUUUUUUUUUUGCUACUUUUCCUACCGUUUGGCCCAGACUUAUACAACUUGGUAUGUGACACUUCUUAACCGUCAGCAUGCAAACCGUAGCAUGCUAGCAAGCUAACUUAGCAUUGCUACUUUUUCAUUAAUUUUUCCACUUUUUUUUCAUAUUUCCGCAGCCACGCAUCUUUGAGUCGUAUCAUUUGGUGUACGGAACAUGCUGACUGUUAUCACGCUACCGUUAGCACACACGCUAAGUGUUAGCAUUUUUAUGCAAACAUGCUACUGUUUUUUUGGCUAGCUCCGUGGCUCGUUUUUGUACAGUUACACGGAUUCAGACCCUCGGCACCAUCUUAUUACUGCGGCACAGAGAGCAGGCCCAUCAAAAUUUCCGCGGGGAUUUUCUAGUUUUAGUCUACUAAUAAUAUUAAUAGUAGUAAUAAUAGAUUUUACUUGUAAAAAGUGCUUUACAUUGGGUAAACAACCUCAAAGUGCUACAGUGUAUUAAAAGAUAAUAAAUAAAAAUAAAAACUAGAACAGCCAAAUAGCUAAAACUAAUAUGCAUAUAUCUAAAAAAAAAAAGGCUUUUUGUAAAAGAAGGGUUUUCAAGCCUUUUUUAAAAGCAUCCACAGUCUGUGGUGCCCUCAGGUGGUCAGGGAGAGCGUUCCACAGACUGGGAGCUAUGCUUUUUCCGCACAUUUCUCACUUUUAACAAAAGAACUAUACCAAAUGCCUCCUGUUGCGGCCACUUUCUCAGAGUCAUGACACCUUUGAGCAAGGCACUAAACUAACACAACUGCUUUGAGCUCAUUUGCUGUUGCUAGGUAGACUUGGUAUUUGAUUGGUCACUUCCUCUCGUGUCUAUUUGCUAUGUACGGUAUGUUGUUUGGAGCCUUGUCGUUGGUCCACUUACCAAGUGAUGGACGUACUAACCUGCAUGAGUGCUGCAUCACAUGGAGAGUUCAAUUCCCGUAACACCUAAAGGUGCUCAUAUUCAUCAUAUGCGUGAUUUGUGUAAGCUACUAACAUGAAGAAACUAUGUUGUUGACGUUAUUGCGUGUGAUUGACUAAAGUUGCAUGGCAGCAAACAAAGCCUUAACUUAACUGGUACUGCCACUUUUCUAUGCAUAUGAAGUUUUGUAUUCAUGUAGACACACUUCCUGUCGGGGGGGAAAUAACAAGCCAAAUAGUCUCUGAAUUAUAAUCUUUAGUUGUUGUUUUUUUAUGACAACCUAAACUGUUACGGUGAGUUUCUAACUUAGUACUCCUUUGAUAUACAGUCGUCCCUCGUUUACCACUGGGAACUGCCUUCAGGCCAAAAGGUAGGACACACCUUCUUCUCAUUCAAUGUGUUGUCUUUGUUGUCGUGACUAUUUACAUUGUAGAUAGU
Messenger RNA from Entelurus aequoreus (snake pipefish), 4381 nucleotides. RefSeq names its product stomatin-like. The transcript has 8 exons. The coding region runs from base 172 to 1077 and encodes 301 amino acids. NCBI's taxonomy places the organism in Eukaryota, Metazoa, Chordata, Actinopteri, Syngnathiformes, Syngnathidae. The record is from RefSeq and is a predicted model, not a curated record. Gene Ontology annotation, cellular component: plasma membrane.